This is a messenger RNA of Bathycoccus prasinos, 534 nucleotides long. RefSeq names its product Ubiquitin-conjugating enzyme E2 C. The record is from RefSeq and is a predicted model, not a curated record. NCBI's taxonomy places the organism in Eukaryota, Viridiplantae, Chlorophyta, Mamiellophyceae, Mamiellales, Bathycoccaceae. The coding region runs from base 1 to 534 and encodes 177 amino acids. The transcript is spliced from 2 exons.
AUGUCGAGCGCGACGCAACGGCAACACGCCGUCGGUUCGCCGACGGCAAAAUCAGAUAAGAGCCAAAAUUCCAGCUCGGAUAGCGCGAGCGUGGCGAGAAGAUUACAAACGGAGCUGAUGUCCCUGAUGACCUCCUCGGACAGCGGCAUCUCCGCGUUCCCGGAUGGGGACAACAUCUUCAGCUGGGUCGGGACGAUCGAAGGCGCCAAAGGGACGGUGUACGAAAACAUGAAGUACUCCUUGACGUUAUCGUUCGCGAACGAGUACCCGUUUAAAGCGCCGGUGGUGAAAUUUUCCACCCCGUGUUUCCAUCCGAACGUCGAUCAGUUCGGGAACAUUUGCUUGGAUAUUUUGAAAGAGCAGUGGUCGCCGGCAUAUAACGUGAGGACGAUUUUGUUGUCCAUUCAGAGUUUGUUGGGAGAGCCGAAUAACGAUUCGCCGCUGAAUACGCACGCGGCGGGGUUGUGGUCGAAUCAAGAGGAGUAUCGAAAGUUGUUGCAGAAGAAGUAUAAGGAGGACGGGGCAAAGAAUUAG